Molecule: messenger RNA, 7658 nt
Organism: Schistosoma margrebowiei
Lineage: Eukaryota; Metazoa; Platyhelminthes; Trematoda; Strigeidida; Schistosomatidae
Source: the annotation of a GenBank genome assembly
GCCGCCUGUUAGGCCCUUCAAGGUCUCUGAAACGAAACGGCGACGUAUUUAAUGGAAUCUAACGUUUUAACCGUGUAUUUUUACCGUCACGUUUCUAGGGUACUCAAGGUAGAUUUUGGAAAGGCCUAAGUUGCAGUUGCUUAACAGGUAUAGCAGAAUAUAGAACUAUGAGUCAGAUAUUACAAGUUCACGCUUUCCUCGAACAUUCUUUCUCAAAGAAUGAGAACUUAAUCCCGGACUCCCUAAAACAUGACUUAAUUCACCAACGAACCCAAAUACCGUAUCAUAAUAUCCCAAUACAUAGAGAUGGUAUGACGGGGAAAAUAGUGGAUCCUGAUGUUAAUUUUAAACGGUCAUGUGCUACGGCUACAUCUUGUGCAAUAAAUACUGCCAACACCAGGGUUGAACCAACAAUUAUGAAAUCCAUCCAUGAAAUUCGUAGACAGGCUCUUCGUUCAACUAAGACGGAGUUUAAUCUAUGGAGUUGUAUACGUAAAUCACCUGACUGUUCUGGUGAUUUACCAACUGUCCCUAGUAUAAUUGAUGAAUUAUUGAGAAUGGCUUCUGAGGAUGUGGUUCAGAAUUGGUGUUUUCCAAAGGGAUAUUUUCUUCGACUAACAGCUCAGAUAAAUGAAGCAGGAACUUUCUUACUACCCAAAAGAGAAACGAUCACGUUUCUUAAAAGACGAAUAAGGAGCUGCAAACCACGUGAAUCCUAUGCUACAAUCGAGGAUACUGCAACACCACUCCCGACCUUAACAAAGUUAAUUCAGAAUCCAGCAUUGAAUUGGGAUUUCGAGCUUGACACAUUUCAGAAACGUGCAAUCCUUUGUCUUGAAAACAACAAAACAGUGUUUGUCUCAGCACAUACAUCUUCCGGUAAAACGGUGAUUGCAGAAUACGCCUGCGCUAUUUGUUUACGUCGUGGUUCACGUGUCAUCUAUACGAGUCCAGUUAAAGCACUUUCCAAUCAGAAAUUUCAUGAUUUUAGGGAAAGAUUUGGUGAGAAUGUAGGACUAAUUACUGGGGAUAUCAAACUAGCUCAAGAAGCAUCAUUGCUUGUCAUGACCACUGAAAUAUUAUAUAAUAUGUUGUGUAAUGCAUCUGAGAUUAUCAAAAAUCUUGAAAUUGUAAUCUUGGACGAGGUACAUUAUAUUAAUAAUCCAGACAGAGGUUACGUAUGGGAGCAGAUUAUGAUAAUGCUUCCUAAGCAUAUUCUACUAGUAAUGUUAAGCGCCACUGUACCAAAUAAUUAUGAAAUAGCUGAUUGGUUAGGACGUGUACGAGGUUGUGAGAUUCAUGUCAUCGCAACAGAUAAACGCCCUGUUCCACUGGAACAUUACCUAUAUACUGGCAUGACGGAACAACAUACAUCCCACCUUCACCUUAUUGUAGACAAAGAUGGUCACUUUAUAGAUUCAGGUUAUCAGGCAGCUGCAUUGUCGAAAAAUACUGGAGGACCAUUAUAUCGUACUCCUGCUUGUAGAGGGAAAGAUGCUUUCAUUAUGCAUACUAAAAAUACAUGGCUUGGAUUCGUUAAUUUACUAAAAGAACAAAAUCUUAUGCCUGCGAUAGCAUUUGCAUUCUCUCGAUCAUCCGUUGAAACAUUAGCUAAAAAUCUAUCAUCAGUAGACUUAACAAGUAAAUCUGAAAAACAACAAAUUACGAAGUUUUUCUCUACAAUUACUGGUCGCUUAAGAAAAUGUGAUCGGAAACUUGCUUCAGUUAAAUUUCUUCAUGAUUUAACUAGAAGAGGACUAGCUGUUCAUCAUAGCGGGAUGUUACCUAUAUUAAAAGAAACGGUGGAACUUUUAUUUAGAGCUGGUUUAGUGAAAAUUCUUUUCGCUACAGAAACAGUUUCUACGGGAGUUAAUACACCUGCACGUUGUGUAGUCUUUACGUCGCUUGAAAAAUUUGAUGGUCAUAUUAGACGGUCUUUGGAUCCAAGUGAAUUUACUCAAAUGGCUGGUCGAGCAGGUCGUCGUGGUAUAGACGCCAAAGGUCUUGUAAUUAUUUUGGUUAGUACUAUUGGUAAAUCGUUAAAAUCAUCUGUCACUGGUCUACCGACUGAAAGUCUUUUGCGAAAUAUGAUACUUGGAAGACAAACAAGAUUAAUUUCAAGAUUCAGGGUCACUUAUUCUAUGAUUUUAAAUUUACAUCGAUCAUCUUCACUAACUCCACAGGAUAUUAUGAAGCGUAGUUUUAUGGAAGCAGCAAGUCAUCGAUGGGAGACUAAACAAAGACAACAUUUAUCAGUAUUAAAUAAAAAGAUAAAUGAAACUACUAAAAUAAUCUCACAUAAUAAUAAUACUGAUAAUAAUAUUAGUAAUAUUAUCAUCCAGACAUCAACUAUUACAAUUUCAACAUCCAUUGAGGGUACUAGUGAUUCGUUUAAAUCUCUGAUUGAUAGUCUUGAUGUACAGGUUAAAUGUCCACAUGAUGGAGUUGAAUGCUGUGAUUCCAUAGGUCAAUACUAUCAAUUGUGUUAUAAAUAUCGUCAACUAACAAAUUCAAUUAUUUCUACACUUGAUGUAAAAUAUGCGCAACGUUUACAGCAAAUUUUUUGUCCCGGUCGUUUAAUAUUACUCCAGUUAAUAGUAAACAAGUCUGUUUGGUUAGUACCAGCCGUUAUUAUAAAUUACCAUUGGAAAACAAAGAAUAAUGAUGCUGGAAAUCAAAUAAUGCUCAAUGUUAUUCUAUGGGAACUACCUGCUAAUUUACCGAAUUCGUUGACAGUUAUCAAAAAACAGGAAGACGGACAGUCCUCCUCAUCAGAAUUAGUAUUAGCAGUAUCUGGAAGUGAUACUGUCACAUAUGAACAAAUGAAUAAUAACAAGAAUACUAAUUACCAUGAAUAUGAUGAAAUUGAAGAGGAAAUUCUACGUAAUUCCAUUAGUGAAGGUAGAACGACAACAAUACCAGUUCCACCACAUUUAAUGCCAGUUUUUGUGCCAUUUUCAUUAUGCGAUGGAUAUUCACGUUUAACACGUCAAUCAGUUCCAUUAAGUGAUUCUCUUGUGAGAAUCUGCGAUCGAAUUGUUACCUUCCAAGAUAUGGAAUAUAAUCUAGUUGAUGACGGUAAUUCGAAAUUACAUUUGAGUAUUUCAGAACUUUUAUUACAAAGCAUUAAACAACUUAUUAUUCGGCGAAAAGAUGAUACUAAAUUGUUAUCUGUCGAUGUCAAUAAUCAUCAGUUUGAUCAGCAUUUACAAGUUAUUAAUUUGGCACUUUUUAAUUGUGUAAAUUCAAUAGUACCACAGGAAUCAGCAUUAACAUCAGCGGUUUACUAUACUACUCUAAUAAAUACACCAAAACAAAUGGAUUUUAAAAAGGAUUUAAACCUUGUAAUGGAUGACGAGGAUAUUUGCUUAUUUGAUGAAUAUUCCACGCUGAAUGAUCAAUUAACAAUUCCUCUUGCAAACGGCACGAUAACAGCAUUCAGUUCAACAAAUCUAUUGAAAUGUCCAAAUUUACUACAACAUUUAAAACUUGUUCAUCAAACAAUUCGUCGGAAAUUUGCGAUUAACAGUAUCGAAAAUAAUUUAGCCAAUUGUCAAUUACAACUUUCUAAUGAAUAUACAGGACGUUUGAGUGUUCUGAAAGAACUUGGAUUUAUUGAUUCGGCAACACAAAGUUAUUGCCUUAGUUUUAAAGGUUUCUUUGCAUGUGAAUUAACAAGUAAGGAAGUUUUAUUGACGCAACUUUUACUCGACGGUUUUAUUGACGAUUUAUUGGCUCCUGAUAUUGCAGCUGUUCUCUCAGCGUUUUCCAAUGAACUAAGAGCACAAGAUCUUACUCCAGAAAAGACAACUAGCUAUUAUCUUAAAGAAUUAAUUGCUUCAAUAAAUUGUACUGCUUCUACUACUACAACUAAUUAUACAAGCAAUUUUAAUCUUCAUAAGGAUUUGGAAUGUAUUCCUCGUCAUUUACUUUUAGUAUUCAAAAACAUUCUAACUCGUGCAUCUGAGGAAUUAUUUUUAAAAGAAAAGAGAGCUGACGAUACUUUAAUGCAUCUGUUCAGUACGAAUCAACUGUUUCUAAUUAGUGAGAAUUUUCAUUUAAUCAGUCAUAAGCACAUAUGAGCAUCAGUCCAAGUUGUCAAACCAUAUCAGUACGACAAAACUGAAUUAUCAAGACAAACCAGAGAAAGAGAAGUAGUUAUAGAGUCAAUGGUAGGACAAAACAUAGAUAUACAAUGUUUCUUGAAAAAUACCUUGACGUGGUGGUCGGGCUUGGCUAUUGUGAUGAACCAAUCGAGCUAUAUUGGCAGGAACAACCGUUCCUCAAGGUCCUAGCACACCAGACAGGUCGGUUGAAGAGCAGUAAGACUAAAAGCAGCAAACUCAAGUUCUGAGGGCGAAGUCGUACUUCUGACUGUACAGCAAAGUGACGGCAUUAAGGUGUUUCCUUCAGACAACCAGCGUAACAGCGAUGCUGCCUUUCCGUAAGGGGGGGGGUGGGGUUAGAAAUGGUCAACCCUAAAAAUGCACACCUCGUCUUAUCCCACGGAUAUCCGUCUCCGGCGGUACGAUUCCAAAAAGUACGGAGCUAGCAUGAAAAUUACUCACAUGAAAGUCUUGCGUGACCGGCCUCAAGCAGUAGCCCAUUGGGUACUGAGGUCACGCUCUCAGGUAACUCCAGAAGAACCAUUCCACGGUAUGAGCAACCGGGAAGUGAUAACUGCCUUCAUAACUCUAGCAGCACUCAAGAUCAUUAUAUUCAUGAUCAGUCUCCCUCUUCAAUUCCGAUUAUUCCUCCUACAUCGACUUUCAACACUAAACCUCCUCUUUUGGUUUCCUCUUCAAGUGUCACCAUAGCCAAAGAUUCUAGUGCGUAAAACAUUGUCCCAGGUCUACUGAAACCGCGCUCCAAACUACACAUUGGAGCCUUCAACGUACGCACCCUGUGUCAAAUCGGCCAGCAGGCAUCCUGAGCUAUAACACUAGAAUCUUCUACCAUUGAUGUAUGAUGUGUCUCCGAAACACAUACAGGAUCCUACUGUGGUCAUUCACUUGACGUCAACUCGUCAAAACGGAGAGUCGAUGGAAUGCACUCUCCGUGUAUCUGGCGACGCGGUGGCUAGUUUUCUUGGACUGGCGGGUGUAGACAUAGCACUAAGUACGAGGGCAGAACAAGCACUAUUGGAGUGGAUCUCCAUUAACGGUCGUCUAUGUGCUGUUCGGCUAAACGGCUCCGUUAGCUAAAAUCCGGGAGUUGGAUGUAAUCCCAUCUGGCUGGUCAUAAUCACUUAUCGUCCAAAUAUAUAAGAAAGGGUCAUUAAAAGGCGUACUUCAGAAGUACAUGAACCUGGCGAAGACUCUUUACUCGAACACUAGUCGAGCCAGGGCCCUAGUACGACCGAGAAUGGGGAGGCCUCGCCCUCCCUCUCCAAACGGCCUCAUACGCCCACGCGUAUACAGCCUCUGCCUGGUCUUGCUGGCGUUGGUGUCGCACUAAGCGCUAGAGCUGAGGCAGCACUAAUCGAUUGGAUCCCCAUUAACAGUCGGUUAUGUGCUGUUAGAUUAGAAAGUUCCAUCAAAGUGAGAAGAAACAGGCGUGAGAAACGAUGUCUUUUCAUCAUCUCCGCCUGUGCCCCGACAGAUUGGAGCCCAGGAUGAAUUUUACCACCACUUAACUGUUCUUCUCCAGAAAGUGCAUUCGACAGAUAUUUUAGUACCAGCCGGAGACUUGAAUGCUCAGAUCGGGCGUCUAGGCACAGAAGAGAAUCAUUUAGGUGGCCGACGGGGAACUUGUUGGUUGCAGGUCAAAUAACGGAAACCGUCUACUGCAACUUUGCACAGACCACAACCUGUUUCUGGCUAGCACUAACUUUCGGCACAGUCAUCGCCGAUGUGCCACCUGGCGUCCUCGCUCUGCAUCCCAAGCCUGGACUCAGAUUGAUCACAUCGCGAUCAGCUAUCGCUGACGUGGUUGUGUACAAGACUGCCGCUCCUUUUGGAGUACCUAUCUGGACUCUGACUAUGCCCUGGUCUGCGCCAAUCUUACCUUACUUUUUAAUGGCCAACGAAGUGAGCCCCACCGAAGUAUUGAUGUUAGCAAGCUGGUUGCAACUUCUGUUGCUAGUAAGUAUCGAACCGAGCUAGCUUCUAGGCUAGCUACCAUUCCACCGAAAAGUAUAGAUGAGCUUUGGUUGCAACUGCUUGACGUCAGUUGUGCGUUUGCGAAACGUCCCGCUUAUAAGCACUGGGUUUCUUCAGGCUCCUUACAACUCAUUGAAGCCCGUCGGUCUACUACGGCUAACCGUGAGAUUGACCACAAACGUAAUGAAAUCAGGCAAAGAACCGAGAAGCAUGGUGGUCGGAGCGUGCUAAUGAGCUGGAAACGGGUGUGCCCCUAUAUACAAACACCUCAAACAGAGUGAGGGCAUACAACCACCUUUCUCCAUUGUUCCAUUCGAGCAGUGGGGUUAGACAGGGUUGCCCAAUCUCACCAUUCCUCUUCAACUUUGCCAUCGAUGACAUUCUGGAAACAGCUCUGAUGGAUGUAGGUAAUGGUGGUGUGGAUCUGUUGCCUGGAGAAAGACUUCUCGACCUUGAGUAUGCGGAUGAUAUUGUCUUACUGUGCGAUAAUGCCCAAGGCAUGCAAUCCGCACUUAAUCGGUUGGCAGUCAAUGUCCGUAGGUACGGUAUGUGCUUUGCACCUUCCAAGUGCAAAGUACUUCUACGAGACUGGCAGGAUUCUAAUCCUGCACUCACCCUGGAUGGGGAGCACAUAGAAGUAGUCGAGAAGUUCGUGUACCUAUGUAGCUGCAUAAGUGCUGGUGGUGGAUUGAGUGUCGAGAUCAAUACACGUAUAGUGAAAACCAGAGCGGCUUAUGCUAAUCUGGGUCAUCUUUGUCGCCUUCGUGAUGUCAGUCUGGCUGUAUAAGGUCGGAUCUAAAACGCGUCGGUGAGAGCAGUUUUGCUCUAUGCUUGUGAAACCUGGACUCUCCGAGUUGAGGACGUUAGACGACUCUCUGUGUUCGAUCACCGCUGUCUCCGAAAGAUAUCUGACAUCCAGUGCAACACCAUGUUAGUAAUACGGAGGUUUGGCAUCGUGUGUUCGGGCACAGAGACGACAAUGCGGUUGGUGUUACCAUCUUGAAACACCGACUUCGGUGGCUUGGACAUGUUGUACGAAUGUUGUCCCAGAGAAUUCCACGUCGUGCAUUAUUUGCCGACGCUGGGACUGGUUGGAAAAUGCGGAGAGGUGGUCAGUGUAUGACAUGGUGUGGUAUAAAAGAAAGCUGCAAAAAGCUGGUUUGUGUUAGUUUUUCACGACACCCUGGCUGGGGUCCUAGAUAUGGUGCAACACAAUGGCUCGAGACGUUAUCAGAUAUGGCUCAGAAUAGAAGCCAGUGAUGAUCCUACUGUAACCUUCUUUUACUUCGUAAAAAUUAGUUGUAUCUUCCUUAACUAAAAGAAUUCUUUCUGAUUGUAUCUUUCGGUUUCCCCCAUUAUUAAUAUUAUUUUUAUUAUCACAGUAUCAUACUUUAAUCUGUGGAUGCCAUUGUUUUCUCUUUUUUUUCUUAUACGUAACUUACAUUCUUGUUUUCUUCUCAUUCUUAUUGUUUUGUUUGGCGCAUAUAUAUCUGGUGCCCCCUUGUAACAAUAUUUGCGUGUUCAAAUAAAUGAAUAAUAUAAUGAAUAUGGCGAAGU